Messenger RNA from Ipomoea nil (Japanese morning glory), 2253 nucleotides. RefSeq names its product protein DYAD-like. Gene Ontology annotation, biological process: reciprocal meiotic recombination; meiotic cell cycle; meiotic sister chromatid cohesion. The record is from RefSeq and is a predicted model, not a curated record. The transcript is spliced from 7 exons. Lineage: Eukaryota; Viridiplantae; Streptophyta; Magnoliopsida; Solanales; Convolvulaceae. Bases 246 to 1676 code for a protein of 476 amino acids.
AUGAAGAACAGGAGGAAGAUAUCAAGGAUGAGGGUCCUGAUGAGACCAACAAGAUCUUCAAAAGAAAGAGGUAUAGUUUGAGACAUACUGCGACAAGAAAGGCAAAGAAAGCAAAGCGUGAGAAGCAAAAGUUGAAGAAUAACAUAAAGAGAAACAAAUGCAAGCUGCUAGUACAAUUCAAAAACCCCAAAGAUAGAUGGUCAGAAGAAAGGUAUAAAUUGGCAGAGAAGAACCUUUUGGAGGUGAUGAGGGUGAAAGGAGCAACAGCUAAUAAUCCUAUUCUUCGGCCUGAACUUCGAACAGAAGCAAGGAAGCGAAUUGGGGACACAGGCUUGCUAGAUCACCUUCUCAAGCACAUGGCAGGUAAGGUUGCACCAGGAGGGACUGAGCGCUUUCGCAGAAGGCACAAUGCCGAGGGAGCCAUGGAGUAUUGGUUGGAGAGUGCUGAUUUGAUUAAUAUUAGAAAGGAGGCUGGUGUGAAUGAUCCUUAUUGGAUUCCACCACCUGGUUGGAAGCCUGGUGAUUGCCUCACUCCUGACCCAAUCUCUGCUCAGGAGUUUAAAUUCUUGAAACAAGAGAUUUGCAUGCUGAAAAGAGACUCGGAGGAGAUGGCACUAUCCAAAAAACAAAUGGAAGAAGAAGUCAGAAGGUUGAGAAGAGAAAUCCGGGAGUUACAAUUAAAGAAAAAUCAACAGGAAACUCCAGUUACUGUCAUUUCCAAAGAUUCUGAGAUUUCACUAGUUACAAUGGAGAAGUACAAGGAGCAACUCCUGUUGAUGACCUCAGCUAUCAUGGCAAAAAUGGAGGAAAAAUUUGGGAAUUUUGAUUCCAAAUUGGAAGAAAAAGAAAGGUUUUUCUCUGCAUUAGUGGAGGCAAUAGUUAACUACGCUGAAAAAGGGAAAAGUCAAGUAGAAGUUGAGCAGAAAAGCAACAAACAGGUGCAAGAAAUUGUUUUAUCAGGGGAAGAGGAGGGGUCACAAGCAACUGGUGGCCAGUGCAAUAAGCAAACAACUACAGAUAAACCAUCAGCAGAAAACGCUACAAUAGCAGCAAAUGAAGAAAAAGCAGCCAAGAUACAAAGGCUUAAGAGUGGCUUCAGGAUAUGCAAGCCCCAAGGGACAUUCCUUUGGCCCAACAUGGUGCGCAGCCCCUCCCAGGUCCAGGUUGAUGAUCUGUUCAUGAUUCCAACACCACCCUCAGUUUCUUCCUCUACUGCCACAGCUCCUCCAAAGCUCCCCAAUUAUUUUCCAUCCCACCAGCACAGUGGCCCUGUUUCCCCUGUCAAACCUGUGCCAGAAAGACGUCCCAUUAAGCUUAUUGUAUCCUCAGUCUCAGAUGGCUCCAUGUAUACUCCAACCAAUCAAAUCAACCUAAACGACCCCUUCAAUAAUGGAGGACGACUUUGUGGAACCCCAACAUCAAGACAAUCUAUCACCUUGACUCCUAUGAUGCCAAAUCUAUUUCCCUCUACCAAUGAAUUGAUAAAGGGAGAUCUAAUUGAUCAAGGGGAGCAUGCAGUAGAGGCUGAAAGCACUAGCAUUGGUAGCACGAAGAAGGGGGAGAGCUACAUCACAAGAGAACCAAGCAAAUCUGCCUCCAUGCCUAAGCAAGAAGGAACUUGGCUUGCUCUUGCUACUCCAAACACUUCCACCUCAGAUGAGUCCUGCCAGGGAUGAAGUGCAUCGUAUAUAUAUAUAUAUAUAUCUAGACUAGACUAUACAUGAAACCUACAUGAAUAUAAUGGCAGUAUUAGCUUUAAAAGGAAAUCUUGGUUUGAAUAGUUUACAAACACAAGUAGGCAAGUAGCAGUUAGCUAGUAUGGAAGACAGCUGAUCUCCUGUUUUUUGCUAGGCAAGAAUGCAAGUAAACAUUCUUCAUAGGAUCUUGGAAAACAAACAUGGAAUUUGAGACUUGGCAUAUCAUGAACCUUAGUAUGUUCUUACUCAACUUUUUGUUUGCUUUGAUUCUGAGAGGAGAUCAUGCAUAAGUUUUCAAUGGCCUAGUGCAUUUUCUUAGACAUGCAGAUGAUUUUACAAAUAUAUAAAGGGAAAUGAAAACACAGUAUGCUUGUAUUGCUGCUCAAAUGGAGAUUAGGGUUGACACAUUCCUUCUCUAACAGAUGAUUAGAAAAAAUAAAAAUAAAAAUUUAGUUAAUCCAAGUUAAGUUGAGAUCAGUUUCAAUUGACAACCCCACAAGAAGUAAGCUCAGACAAAAAGCUACAUCUAUACAUAUCUAGUCACAAGUUCCUACAA